AUAUGAACCGUUAUGAGCAACCGGGCAGAAAUAUUCGACAGCAAAAAGCAGAGGGACUCUGGAAGAGAACACCCCAGAGGUGGAACACUCAGGAUCAUUAUCAUCUUAGUCCCACUGAGCACUAUUCACACGUCAGAAAUGAUCUAAACAGGGGUUGCAACUAUGUCGAUUCUCCCCCUGUUAGUCAUCUCGAAGGCUACGGGACAUCAGGCUUGUAUCCACCGCUGAGGAGCUUGCCAGCAAACACUGUGUUAUUGGACGAAAUGACCCUUCGCCAUAUGGUUCAAGAGUGCACGGCAGUGAAAACCCAGCUCUUAAAAAUGAAAAGAAUACUCCACCAGAAUGAUGAAAACAUGUCACUGCACAACAUCACACUCCCAAUGCCAUCAAGUCCAGAACAGCUGGAACCCGAACCAAUGUAUAAGACUGACGAAUUAUUAAGCGAGAUCACACAGCUGAAGGAUGAUUUGAAAACGAAAGACGAGACCAUCCAACAGCUUGAACGUCGUCUUGCUGUUAGGUGUGGCUGCCACGAAGGCAGCAAGACACCUGAAGCGACCACGGGCAGCUUUGCUGACAAAUUCACCCAGACCACCUGGCGAAGAAGCGCG
This is a messenger RNA of Protobothrops mucrosquamatus (brown spotted pit viper), 611 nucleotides long. Its product is annotated as serine-rich coiled-coil domain-containing protein 2. The record is from RefSeq and is a predicted model, not a curated record. NCBI's taxonomy places the organism in Eukaryota, Metazoa, Chordata, Lepidosauria, Squamata, Viperidae. Gene Ontology annotation, biological process: microtubule bundle formation. Gene Ontology annotation, cellular component: microtubule cytoskeleton. Gene Ontology annotation, molecular function: microtubule binding. The annotation marks the transcript as partial. The transcript is spliced from 5 exons.